Molecule: messenger RNA, 1167 nt
Organism: Nymphaea colorata (pocket water lily)
Lineage: Eukaryota; Viridiplantae; Streptophyta; Magnoliopsida; Nymphaeales; Nymphaeaceae
Exons: 1
Coding region: 1-1167 (388 amino acids)
Source: RefSeq, a predicted model, not a curated record
AUGGCUAGAGAAAAUGAGCCUGAGAGGGUUGGCUCAAUGCAGCAGCCAGACACGGCCCUAUCCCGGAUGGCGAGAUCUGAUACUGUUAUCUCAACCGCGGAGGAGGAGCAUGCUGAAGAACUCUUCACCAUCAAGAUUCAGGUGAAAAAUGAAGUUAUUGGCACAAUCUUCGACACUGGAAGCCAAAAGAACUUAAUCUCGUCAAGUCUGGUGGAACGACUUGGUUUGGUCACCACACCACAUCCUCGCCCAUAUCCAUUGGGAUGGAUUAUAAAGGAUGUUGGACAACGAGUGGACCGCCAGUGCAAGGUGAAGUUUGCCAUCACCUCUUGUUUUAUUGAUGAAGUUAUUUGUGAUGUUGUUCCACUUGAUGUUUGCCAAGUGGUUCUUGGAAAUCCAUAUUUGUGGCUCCGUGAUGGUCACUACCAUCGACGAGCACAAGAAUAUGAACUCACAAAAGACGGGAAGCAGUUUGUGAUCACUCGGGACCACAUCGCCCCUCCAACAGAUUUGAUGACAGCCGAACAAGUCAAACGAGUGGUGAAUGCAUGCCAAAGAUUUGUCUUAUUGCUUGUACGUUUAGUGCAGCCGUGUGAAAAGAAUGCUACAAUUCAUCUCAUGUACAUGCACGAGAAAGAAAAAGGUAUGCUCACCAAACUACUCAACUCUUAUACUGAUUUGUUUGAAGAUCCACAAGGCCUACCACCACAGCGUCCAGUUGAGCAUGAAAUUCACUUGCAAUCUGAUGCCCCUCUACCCAACCUUUCCAUGUAUCGCAAUUCGGUACUUGAGAAUGACGAAAUUAAAAGACAAGUGAUGGACCUGCUGGAGCGUGGAUUAGUGCAGCACAGCAGUUCGCCUUGUGGAUCUCCCGUAGUCUUGGUACCCAAGAAGGAUGGAGGAUGGCACAUGUGCAUUGAUUAUAGAGCACUCAACAAGAUCACAGUCAAGAACCGUUACCCACUCCCUUGCAUCGACGACUUGCUGGACCAACUCAAAAAUGCUCGAUUCUUCACCAAACUUGAUUUAAAAUCAAGAUACCAUCAAGUUUGCAUCCGAGACGAGGACACAUGGAAGACGGCAUUUAAGACGCGUCAAGGACUCUUCGAGUGGAAGGUGAUGCCAUUUGGCCUGUGCAAUACCCCGCCACUUUUAUGCGUCUCAUGA